GUGUGGACUCUGGUUCAGGCCUGAAUGUGAAAAUGAAGAAGAUCUGGAUCCCCACAGAUUGUUAAGAAGAUGACAUCAUGGAUUUCAUGCCUUUCCUUGUGGUCCCACUGUGGACUUCAAUUCUUCACUUGGAUUUUGUUAAAGGAUCAUUUGUAGUGGAUGUGACACAGAGCUCCUAUCAGGCAGAGGAGAACCACAACAUCACACUGGAGUGGACGUUCACCACCAAACCAGACACGUCCAUCUCAGCACUGAAGGUCUUCUGUAUCCUGAAUAAUGGCCAUAAAUACUGGACUUUUUAUCAUCUUUUUGAUGGUGUCGAGUUCUCAGAGGAUCAGGACAAAAAGUUUUCAGGACGAGUCCAGAGUGACAAAGACGCCCUCAGAGAAGGACGAAUCAGACUCCAGCUGUCCAGACUCAGGACUGAGGACUCGGGUCUGUACCUGUGUGAGGUGGACACAGGUUAUGGUCGCGGCUACAACAGCUGCAGACUCACCGUCUCUGGUGAGGUUCUGGUGAUUGGGUCAAAUCUUCCAAUCAUCGCUGCUCCGGGUGAUGAUGUCAUCCUGCCGUGUCACCUGGAGCCCAUGUUCGAUGUCCAGGGUAUGACGGUGGAGUGGUCCAAACCCGACCUGAAGCCCAACCCGUCGGACCGUCUGAGCCGAGUGGAGUAUGUUCACCUGUACAGGGACAGGCAGGAGGUUCCCGACAUGAAGAUGGCCUCGUACUUCAGGAGGACGGAGCUGUUCAUGGACGACAUGAAACACGGGAACAUUUCACUGAAGAUCCUGAACGUGUCGGAGGAAGACAACGGCAGAUACAGAUGUUUCAUCCCCAAGCUGCGGAGCAGAUUGAAAGCUGCUGUUGUUGAACUUGUAGUCGAUCCAAAUUUUGCUAAAACCUCCACGACGGAGACGCCAUUGCACUUCCAAACUCCAGAUCCUCAGGACGCGACUCCAGCAAACGCAGGUCGAUCCAGGGUCUCUGUGGUCGCCGUUGUCAUCACCUUCAUGUCGGUUCUGGUUGUCGUCGCUUUUUCUGCGUGUUUCUCUCGCUGCCUUCAUCAGAAAUUAAAUAAGCUUUCAGAAGGCAAAACGACCCAAAGCCAAGUAUAACUAUUCCAGGUGCCUUGCGAACGUUGGUGUUAAUGGAGCCGAGACCAUUUGAGAUUUAUCUUUCCUGGAUCUUCACAGUCAAGUGGAAAAUUUAAACCAGCAGCCACUGGCAGACACUCGGGCCAAGCAGCACUGAGGUCAUCAUAAAGGCAGUGGAUUUUAUUUAUCGAGCUCAUUUUCAAAGAAAAAGAACAUUUAAAGAUUUAAGGACUUUCUAGUCCCUUUAAUGCAAGACUGAAGAAAACCUCCUUUGCUCAAGAUGUAGAAGGAUGAAGAUCAUAUUUAUUUUUAUGGAUUUGUAUUAACUUGAAGACUUAAAAUUCUAACUUAUUAAAGUUUUACACCUUACUAGUUAAGGACAAAGUAAUUCUUCCUAAAAGCUACUAGUGAUGGACAAAUUAAAAGAGGAAGUCCUCCCUGAAAUCGAUUUGCUGCUUUAUUUAGAAAGUUUUAUUGGACAUUUCCAGCUCAGUGUGUUGGAAAAAGAUUUUUCUAUCAGUGUGGAUCUUGGAGAUGCAGAAGAUUGUAAAAACAUCAACAGGAUUUGAUGUAACCAUAAAGUUUGGAAACCACAUUCAGGACUUUUUGUUUCUUCAUGUUUACCAAAUCAGUUUAAUGCAAGUCUGAAUCAAAACAGGUCGGUUAUCGUGACACUGAUGUGGAGAAAGUGUUUACUU
Maylandia zebra (zebra mbuna) is the source of this 1792-nucleotide messenger RNA. Lineage: Eukaryota; Metazoa; Chordata; Actinopteri; Cichliformes; Cichlidae. The record is from RefSeq and is a predicted model, not a curated record.